Pocillopora meandrina is the source of this 519-nucleotide messenger RNA. The record is from the annotation of a GenBank genome assembly. Lineage: Eukaryota; Metazoa; Cnidaria; Anthozoa; Scleractinia; Pocilloporidae.
AUGGACUGCGUUUGCACUCUUCGAAAAUGCACCACAUUUUUCUAUAAGGGACUGCAGAACAACCGCAGAGGAGUCAGUUUGUAAGUUCACUUACUGAACUCUAAACUUUGAGGUGUUUUGCACGAAGACUCAUCCAACUGUAACGCAAUACUGCGGUGUCUGUCAGGUCGCCUGUUUUGUUCAUAGAUUACAAUGGACUCACACUUAAAUAUAGCUCUAACUCCGUGGUUAUCUUGUUUUUAUUCCAGUGCUAAGUUCAACCAAAUGAAAGACUGUGUGGUGAAGGUGGUGAAGUGUUGUGCUGACUCACUGACAGAAAGUAGCAUCAGAAGAAUUGUAGACCAGAGUUUUGACAGCAGUGUAUGUUUAGAAGGCCCGCCUCUAAUACCGUCUUCGUCGGCGGCAUUAUUGCCUUGUUCCAGCUCUUUUGUCACUAAAGCAAACGCUGUGGGAGGACCCUUCGGCAAAUAUUCGUCGCAGACAAAUCGAAUUCCUCUCUUUGCGGGUGAGUUUGUGUAG